Messenger RNA from Mesorhabditis belari, 420 nucleotides. The record is from the annotation of a GenBank genome assembly. NCBI's taxonomy places the organism in Eukaryota, Metazoa, Nematoda, Chromadorea, Rhabditida, Rhabditidae.
AUGUUAAACUUAAUGUUCACCCAAUUGGCCUUCUUUGCUCUCCUAGCUCUUCCAUUCAUUGCCGCUAACAAGCAAACGGUGGGAAUCGAGGGGAAGCUCACUUGCAAUGGAAAGCCAUACUCGGGAGCUAAGAUCAAGCUCUAUGAUCAUGAUACUUUGACUAUGGACGACAAGCUCGGCGAGACGCAAACUGAUAACACUGGAUAUUUCAAGCUCAUCGGAACCGGCAGCGAAGUGAGCCGUCUCAACGUCAAGUUCAACGUGUACCACAGAUGUGGAAAGACGCUCCCUGUUUGCUACUACAAAUACUCGUGGGCCGUUCCUCAGAGCUACGUAAGCUCGGGCACCUAUCCGCAAAAGAUGUUCAACGCACAAACGAUCGAGUUGUCUCUCUUGGAGAAGCACCGAGAUUGCCUCAAC